Ictalurus furcatus (blue catfish) is the source of this 1443-nucleotide messenger RNA. RefSeq names its product kelch domain-containing protein 2-like. Bases 132 to 1421 code for a protein of 429 amino acids. Gene Ontology annotation, molecular function: protein binding. The record is from RefSeq and is a predicted model, not a curated record. The transcript has 14 exons. NCBI's taxonomy places the organism in Eukaryota, Metazoa, Chordata, Actinopteri, Siluriformes, Ictaluridae.
GACCUUAUCAUUAUGGCGGCUCAAUGUUGUCUGAAGUCACUUCCUCUAAAAGGCCUGAAAUAACUGGCCUUAAAGUACAGUCUGCUGAGCAAAAUCAGUCAAAGCAGAUUCCUUUAUUCGCUUAGAUAAGGAUGGCAGACCAGGAUGGUGACGGCAAUCUCCAAGACGUCCGAGAAGAGUUGGAUGAAUCUGAGGAUGAAGAAGAGGGUGAUGAAGAGAGGAAUGUUGGGUGGCAUGAGCAGGAAGAGCUGGACUGGUCUGAGGAUGAUGGGUCUGAUUUAGAGUCCAUCUCAGACACUCCAGCAGAACGCAGUGGUCACAUCGCAGUGGUUGACAGAAACUGCAUAUAUGUCUGGGGAGGAUAUAAGAAUGCUGAAGCACCUGGGUUCUUUGACUUGUACUUACCAAGGCAUGAAAUCUGGAUCUACAACAUGGAAACUGGAAGAUGGAGAAGGCAGCUGUCAGGAGGAGAUCUCCCUAACCCAAUGUCGGGCAGCUGCGGUGUAUGUGUGGAAGGCAUUCUGUAUCUCUUUGGAGGCCAUCAUGCUAGAGGAAAUACUAAUUUGGUUUAUCGUCUGCCUCUGAGAGCUUCUGACUUCCAUUGGGAGAGGAUGAAGGACCUUAAGGGUUUGGCCCCCACAUGUAAAGACAAACUAGGUUGUUGGGUGUAUAUGAACAGGCUGGUGUAUUUUGGGGGCUAUGGCUAUGAGGCAGAAGCAGACCAUCGAGGAACGUUUGAAUUAGAUGAAAAUUCGCUUAUGGGUAACCACCAAGGACGGGGCUGGAACAAUCAUGUUCACAUUCUUAACCUUGAAACGUCAUCCUGGAGUCAACCCAUUACAAAGGGAAAUGCUCCGACACCACGCGCAGCCCAUGCUUGUGCUACUAUGGGAAACAGAGGUUAUGUUUUUGGAGGUCGAUAUAUGGAUCAUCGGCUAAAUGACCUCUACUAUAUUAACAUGGACACCUGGGAGUGGACUGAAAUGUCAGUACCUCAGCAUGGCCCAGUUGGCCGCUCAUGGCACUCUUUCAUACCGGUGUCAUCAGAUCACAUCUUCCUGUUCGGUGGCUUCACAACUAAUCGAGAAACAUUAAGUGAUGCCUGGCUGUACUGUGAAACCACAAACGAGUGGAAGCAGCUUAAACACAACCACAAGAAAAGUCCAAGACUUUGGCACACAGCAUGCUUAGGUCUAGAUGGAGAAGUGUUUGUAUUUGGGGGCUGUGCUAAUAAUCUUCUCUCACAUCAGCAAGCAUCCCAUAGCAAUGAGCUACUCAUUUUCACAGUUCAGCCAAAGUCCCUGCUUAGGUGCUGUACAGAGGUUGUUGUGCAACACAGACAUCAGCUUGAGAGCAUGUUUGACUGCUUGCCCAAACAUCUCCUACACAGCCUCCAGCAGAGAUUCAGUUCAUCCACUUAGCUUAUUGAAAUGUGAAUGUAUG